AUGUUUGGGCGGCGGGCGGUUGACCUCAAACCAUUCUUCUACCAUUAUCAGUUACUGUUUCUUGCGGGAGUGACAUUCAUUAUCGGGUUUCAAAAGACAAUUGUUUUCUUUGCACGAAAACAGAAACUUCGCGGCACUAUAUGUUUCUUUGGCGGAAUUCUGCUUGUUUUUUUCAAAUGGCCUAUUUUUGGCAUGGCGAUCGAACUAUUCGGUUUCUUGAAUCUGUUUGGUGAUUUUUUCCCAGUCGUAAUUAGCUUUUUACGUCGAUUGCCUCUUAUCGGUAAUGUACUGAAUGCACCAGGCGUUUCUCACGCGCUUGAUAAAUUAACAGGAUCUAAGCUUCCCGUUUGA
Molecule: messenger RNA, 351 nt
Organism: Paraglomus occultum
Lineage: Eukaryota; Fungi; Glomeromycota; Glomeromycetes; Paraglomerales; Paraglomeraceae
Source: the annotation of a GenBank genome assembly